AGCGCCAUAGCCACGGUAGUCCUGGCGACAAGAACCCAGCAACGAGAAUCAACAACAACAACCAGAAUCUUAAAAAAAAUAUACGUCAAAUAUACCGGGGGGAAACCACUGGAAAGUAGAGUGUGGUGUCCCAGCUGCGGUCAUGGCGACUUCCGGCUACGUGGAGGAUCUGCAGCAGCCCUCUCAGCCACAAGGGGGCAGCGUGAACGUGGCACCCGGGCAGCCCCCUGCUCCUCCUCCUGCUGCACCCGCUGCUCCCGCGCAGUUCCUGACGGAUCUGCAGACCAGCGCCGCUGCUCCUCCCGCGGCGACCCCGGCCGGACAGACCACGCCCCCUGCUCCGGCCCCUCCCCCUCAGCCACAGAAGAACGCGGGCUCACUGGCCACGCCCACGCAGCCCCCUCCCACUCAGUAUGUCACUGCGGAAAUCCAGAGCACUGCCACGCAGUCCACCAACGGCCAGACCACGCCCCAGUACAUCGUAGUGACUGUAACAGAGGGCUCCCUGCACUCUAGUGACUCUGUGUCGGACUCCAGCCCCCCUCCCGCGGGGGUCCAGACGGGGGUCCCUACCCAGGUGGUGCAGCAGGUGCAGACAGCCCAGCAGAGGUCCGUCGUGCAGACAGUGUCACAGACAGCCAAGACCGGGCAGGGCGCUCAGCUGACUGUCACCAACCUGCAGCCUGUCCACCUGAGUCAGGAGGUGCAGCAGCAGCUGCAGCAGGUGCCAGUGCAGCAUGUGUACUCCAGUCAGGUGCAGUACGUGGAGGGGGGAGACGCCAGCUACACCACCAGCACCAUACGCUCAGGCAGCUACACCUACACAGACGCCCCCCUCUACACCCAGACGGCCGCCGCCUCCUACUACGAAGCCCCGGCCGCCUCGGGGUCGCAGGUCACGACCCCCGUGACCUCCCAGACCGUGGCGGUGACGACGGGAGGGGGCGCGGUGUCCAUGUUCGUGUCGGGGGCGGGGCAGAUCGUGGCCAACACCACGGCGGGCACCGGCGGGGGCGGCGGGGGCACCGCGGCCGCGGGCACGGCCCCGGCGGGAACAGGGGCGGCGGCGGCAGCGGGCGCAAGCGGGAGCGGGGGCAGCUACGUCAUCCAGGGGGGCUACAUGCUGAGCGGCAGCAACACCACCAAUCAGAGCUACUCGCACAACACCCGUGCGUCUCCCGCUACAGUGCAGUGGCUGCUGGAUAACUACGAGACGGCGGAGGGCGUGAGCUUGCCGCGCUCCACGCUCUACUGCCACUACCUGCUGCACUGUCAGGAGCAGAAGCUGGAGCCCGUCAACGCUGCCUCCUUCGGCAAGCUCAUCCGCUCCGUCUUCAUGGGCCUGAGGACGCGGCGGCUGGGCACCCGAGGGAAUUCCAAGUACCAUUACUACGGGCUGAGGAUCAAGGCCAGCUCCCCUCUGCUCAGGCUGAUGGAGGACCAGCAGCAUCUGGCCAUGAGACAACAGCCCUUCUCUCAAAAACAGAGGAUAAAGCCAGUGCAGAAGGUUGAGGGGAUGACCAAUGGGAUGGGUCUGGGGGGACAGCAGCAGGCGGGAGGUCUCUCUGACAUCAGCGCCCAGGUGCAGCAGUACCAGCAGUUUCUGGAUGCCUCUCGCGCUCUGCCCGAGUUCCCCGAGAUCGACCUCCAGGGCAAAGCACUGCCCGACGGGAUAGUACUGGAGCACAUCAAGGGCUUUCAGGUGCUCUACCGCGAGCACUGCGAGGCCAUCCUGGACGUGAUGAUCAACCUGCAGUUCACCCUGGUGGAGACUCUGUGGAAGACUUUCUGGAGGUUCAGCGAGGGCCAGGCCAGUGAGUCGGACACGCUCAGUGUCCACGACGAGUCGGAGAAGCGGCUGCCCAAGUCGUGCCUGGUGCUGCUGUGCAAGUACGAGCCGGUGCUGCGCUGGAGCCGCGACUGCGACAACACGCUGUACCAGGGCCUGGUGGAGAUCCUGAUCCCCGACGUGCUGCGGCCCAUCCCCAGUGCCUUAACACAAGCCAUCCGCAAUUUUGCCAAGAGCCUGGAGAGCUGGCUGACCAACGCCAUGAUGAACAUCCCGGAGGAGAUGGUCCGCAUCAAGGUGACGUCGGCCAACGCCUUCGCGCAGACGCUGCGCAGGUACACCUCUCUGAACCACCUGGCCCAGGCGGCUCGCGCAGUCCUGCAGAACACCGCGCAGAUCAACCAGAUGCUGAGCGACCUCAACCGCGUCGACUUUGCCAACGUGCAGGAGCAGGCCUCGUGGGUGUGCCGCUGCGAGGACCGGGUGGUGCAGCGGUUGGAGCAGGACUUCAAGCUCACCCUGCAGCAGCAGAACUCCCUGGAGCAGUGGGCCGCCUGGCUGGACAGCGUGGUCUCCCAGGUCCUGAAGCCGUACCAGGCCAGCCCCACCUUCCCCAAAGCGGCCAAGCUCUUCCUGCUCAAGUGGUCCUUCUACAGUUCCAUGGUGAUCAGAGACUUGACCCUGCGCAGCGCGGCCAGCUUCGGCUCCUUCCACCUGAUCCGGCUGCUGUACGACGAGUACAUGUACUACCUGAUCGAGCACCGGGUGGCACAGGCCAAGGGGGAGACGCCCAUCGCCGUCAUGGGAGAGUUUGCCAGCUUGGGUAGGAGUCUGAACACACUGGAUCCUGACAAAGAGGAGGAAGAGGAGGAGGAGGAGGAGAGCGAAGACGAGUGCCAGGAGCUGUCCCUCCAGUCGGACCCAGCCGGCCUGGGCGAGGAGUCGCUGGAGCCUCCGGCCAAGCUGGCGAGGACUGACACCAGAGCGCUCUUCAACACCGGGCACGCCGAAAACUGAUAACCCCCCCCCACCCUCCCCGCCCACGCCCA
This is a messenger RNA of Megalops cyprinoides (Indo-Pacific tarpon), 2838 nucleotides long. RefSeq names its product MHC class II regulatory factor RFX1-like. Gene Ontology annotation, cellular component: nucleus. Lineage: Eukaryota; Metazoa; Chordata; Actinopteri; Elopiformes; Megalopidae. The transcript is spliced from 18 exons. Bases 143 to 2806 code for a protein of 887 amino acids. Gene Ontology annotation, molecular function: RNA polymerase II cis-regulatory region sequence-specific DNA binding; DNA-binding transcription factor activity, RNA polymerase II-specific. Gene Ontology annotation, biological process: regulation of transcription by RNA polymerase II. The record is from RefSeq and is a predicted model, not a curated record.